CGCUUUAAACUGCGCACUUCCGCUUCCGGUUCUCAUCCUAAACUCUGGCCUAGACACAGGUUUCCCCACGACUAGGAGGUGGCGUUGGGAGGUUCUAGGCGAUUCGAGGUACUGCCCUCUGUAGUUCCAGACAGGAUGAUCGAGGUUGUUUGCAACGACCGUCUGGGGAAGAAGGUCCGCGUAAAGUGCAACACCGAUGACACCAUCGGGGACCUUAAGAAGCUGAUCGCAGCCCAAACGGGUACCCGUUGGAACAAGAUCGUAUUAAAGAAGUGGUACACGAUUUUUAAGGACCAUGUUUCUCUGGGGGACUAUGAAAUCCACGAUGGGAUGAACCUGGAGCUUUAUUACCAAUAAAGCAGAAUUUCUUCUCUACGCUCUGCCCUGCCUAACUCUCCCCACUUCUCCCACCCUCAACCCCCACACUGGUAUGGAUACUUGUUUUUAAAAAGUCAUGUUAAUAAAAACUUAGAAGCAGA
Messenger RNA from Artibeus jamaicensis (Jamaican fruit-eating bat), 479 nucleotides. RefSeq names its product ubiquitin like 5 (gene UBL5). Gene Ontology annotation, biological process: mRNA splicing, via spliceosome; protein modification process. Gene Ontology annotation, molecular function: protein tag activity; protein binding. Bases 136 to 357 code for a protein of 73 amino acids. The record is from RefSeq and is a predicted model, not a curated record. Gene Ontology annotation, cellular component: cytoplasm; nucleus. Lineage: Eukaryota; Metazoa; Chordata; Mammalia; Chiroptera; Phyllostomidae. The transcript has 5 exons.